This is a messenger RNA of Marmota monax (woodchuck), 942 nucleotides long. RefSeq names its product olfactory receptor 7G2-like. Gene Ontology annotation, molecular function: G protein-coupled receptor activity; olfactory receptor activity. Gene Ontology annotation, cellular component: membrane. Bases 4 to 942 code for a protein of 312 amino acids. The record is from RefSeq and is a predicted model, not a curated record. NCBI's taxonomy places the organism in Eukaryota, Metazoa, Chordata, Mammalia, Rodentia, Sciuridae. The transcript has a single exon. Gene Ontology annotation, biological process: G protein-coupled receptor signaling pathway.
AGCAUGGAAUCCAGAAACCACACAGCUGUUCCAGAAUUCCUUCUCCUGGGACUGACAGAUGACCCAGCCCUGCAGCCCCUCAUCUUCAGCCUGUUUCUGUGCAUAUAUCUCGUCACUGUGCUUGGGAACCUGCUCAUCAUCCUGGCCAUCUCCUCUGACCCCCAGUUCCACACCCCCAUGUACUUCUUCCUCUCCAACCUGUCCUUCACUGACAUCUCUUUAAGCACCAUCACGGUCCCCAAGAUGCUGGUGAACAUCCAGAGACAGAGCAAGACCAUCAGCUACACAGGCUGCCUCAGCCAGAUUGGCUUUGUCCUGAUUUUUGCUGGAUUAGAAAACAGUCUCCUUGCUGUAAUGGCUUAUGACCGCUAUGUGGCCAUCUGCCAUCCACUCAGGUAUACGGUCAUCAUGAAGCCCCACUUUUGUCUCCUGCUGAUUGUGUUGUCCUUGUCCAUCAGCAUUGUGGACGCCCUGCUGCACAGUCUGAUGGUGCUGAGGCUGUCCUUCUGCACAGACCUGGAGAUCCCCCAGUUUUUUUGUGAACUUGCUCAGGUGUUAAAGGUGGCCUGUUCUAACACCUUCAUCAAUAAUGUCCUGAUAUAUCUUGCAGCUUGCAUAUUUGGUGGUGUUCCUCUCUCUGGAGUCAUUUUCUCUUAUACUUAUAUUGUAAUCUCUGUCUUAAAACUUCCAUCAUCAGAAGGAAAGUAUAAAGCCUUUUCCACCUGUGGGUCUCAUCUGUCUGUUGUCUCCUUGUUCUAUGGGACAUUGUUGGGUGUGUACAUUAGCUCUUUAGUUACUGACUCCUCCAGGAAAACUGUAGUGGCUUCUGUGAUGUACACUGUGGUCCCUCCAAUGCUGAACCCCUUUAUCUACAGCCUGAGGAACAGGGACAUGAAGGAGGCCUUGAGGAAACUCAUUGUUAGAACAGCUUCCCUUCAUUGA